UUGGCAGGCGGCUAACAACAAGGCGCAGUACUACAUGUUGACUAGUAUGGUCAACACUCUCAAGACAAAGAUGGAGAAUGUCGAGACAGCCUACGAAAUCAUGGAUCAGCUCCAAGACAUGUUUGGUGCCAAGUCAGCGCAGACUCGUUUUGAGGCCACCAAGAAAUAUGCCAAUGCUCGAAUGGCACCUUCUCAACAUGUUCAUGAUCACCUGAUCAAGAUGACAAACUACUUUCAGGAAGCUGAACUUCACGGAGCCAUAAUAGAUGAGGAAACUCAGGUUGGCUUAAUCCUCAACAGUCUUUCUCCAGCUUUCCUUCCAUUCACCACCAACUAUGUGUUGAAUAAACUCAACUAUGGUCUAACGCAGCUCAUGAAUGAGCUUCAGACUUUUGAGUCUAUCAUGUGUGGACCUAGUAAGGGAGGAGAAAAGAAGACAACUACUACUACUGCUGCUAAUCCAGCUAAGGCUGAAGCUAACCAAGCUUCGUCUUCAAAAGUUGGAAACAAGAGGAAAGGUGGGCAAAACAACAACCCCAAGCCUGCAAAGGCUGCAAAGGCGAGUGCACAACCAAGUGCACAGACGCCUAAGGGGAAAAACAAGAAAAACAAGAAAGGUAAAGGUAAAUGUUUUCACUGCAAAGAGAAAGGGCAUUGGAAACAAGAUCGCCCCAAGUUUCUAGCAGAUAAAAACAAAGCUUUUUGAAUCGUGGGAGGAAGUGAACAAAGGCGGCUUAAAGCUUAGAGUUGGGAACGGAGCGUUCGUUGUGGUCCAAGCUAGAGGAAGAGCUCGUCUGAAGUUUGGAAAUAAAUUUUUAAUUUUAAAAGAUGUAUUUUUUAUUCCGGAUUUUAGUAGAAAUUUAAUUUCAGUUUCCAUGUUGCAAUUAGAACGAUUUGUUAUGACUUUCACAAGUUUUAAUAUAUCUAUUUCUUUCAAUGGAUCACAAUUGUGUAUUGCAUG
Messenger RNA from Humulus lupulus (European hop), 961 nucleotides. RefSeq lists its product as uncharacterized. Bases 35 to 706 code for a protein of 223 amino acids. The transcript is spliced from 2 exons. Gene Ontology annotation, molecular function: zinc ion binding; nucleic acid binding. The record is from RefSeq and is a predicted model, not a curated record. NCBI's taxonomy places the organism in Eukaryota, Viridiplantae, Streptophyta, Magnoliopsida, Rosales, Cannabaceae.